AUGACAGGCUUGAUGACUGCAGAAAGGCCGUUUGGGAUUUACCUAUAUCCCUACUUUGAGUCCUUUUAUAGAUGCGUUACAGGAAAGAAAGCAUCAUCAUUUCGAUUUGUAUAUGGUAGCACACCACUGUCUACCAAUAAAGAAGGUAACGGUAAUCAUCACAACGCACACCAACAAACUACUAACUCGGUAUCAGUCAUCUUGUCAUGCAUUGCGUAUUUUGUCAUCCUAUUUGGUGGCAGAGAAUGGAUGAAGAAUCAUCCGCCUUUCAAAUUGCAAAAGCUGUUUCAACUACACAACCUUUUAUUGACAGUGGUAUCUGCUGCCUUGUUGAUGUUGGUUGUCGAGCAAAUUUUCCCCCAGCUCUAUCACCAUGGCUUGUUGUAUGCCAUCUGCUCUCCUCGUAAUUGGACGCAGAAAUUAGAGUUGCUGUACUAUCUAAACUAUCUGGUCAAGUACUGGGAACUAAUUGACACUGUAUUCUUGGUAUUGAAAAAGAAGAAGCUUGAGUUUCUCCAUUAUUACCACCAUAGUUUAACGAUGGUACUGUGCUACACUCAACUCAAUGGCCAGACAACCGUUUCUUGGGUUCCCAUCACACUCAAUCUGAUGGUGCACGUAUUAAUGUACUACUACUACUUCCGAACGGCUGCAGGAGCCAAGAUUUGGUGGAAAAAGUACCUUACAACGCUUCAAAUCAUUCAAUUCGUUAUUGAUCUGGGCAUCGUGUACUUUUGCACCUACACUUACUUUAGCUACACGUACAUUCCCAUCCUGCCUGACUGGGGAUCCUGUGCUGGCACCGAGACAUCUGCAUUAUUCGGUUGUGCAUUGCUCAGUUCCUACCUGUUGCUGUUCAUCAACUUCUACCGUCUCACAUACAAGCAAAACAAGCAGCAUCAGCAUACCACCAAGGCAAAGAAUCCCAUAGUGGUUAUCGAAAACAACAAGGAGGCAAUUGAAAGAAUGACUCGCUCCAAGACAAAGGGCUCCACUGCUUCCCCCUCUACCACAGCCAAAGACACUACCCAUGCGACUCAAAAGAGAAAGUCUAAAAAGAUUUAA
This is a messenger RNA of Mucor velutinosus, 1065 nucleotides long. RefSeq names its product Pre-mRNA-splicing helicase BRR2 (gene brr2). Gene Ontology annotation, biological process: sphingolipid biosynthetic process; very long-chain fatty acid biosynthetic process; fatty acid elongation, polyunsaturated fatty acid. The record is from RefSeq and is a predicted model, not a curated record. The transcript has 2 exons. NCBI's taxonomy places the organism in Eukaryota, Fungi, Mucoromycota, Mucoromycetes, Mucorales, Mucoraceae. Gene Ontology annotation, cellular component: endoplasmic reticulum membrane. Gene Ontology annotation, molecular function: fatty acid elongase activity. The coding region runs from base 1 to 1065 and encodes 354 amino acids.